Messenger RNA from Sus scrofa (pig), 4468 nucleotides. RefSeq names its product basic leucine zipper and W2 domains 1 (gene BZW1). The record is from RefSeq and is a predicted model, not a curated record. Gene Ontology annotation, cellular component: cytoplasm; membrane. Lineage: Eukaryota; Metazoa; Chordata; Mammalia; Artiodactyla; Suidae. Gene Ontology annotation, molecular function: protein binding.
GGUGGCACCUCUUCCCUCCGCCACCUCCUCGCGUUAGUUCCGGUCGCAGAGGAGACACCGCCGCAGUUGCCGCCACCUCCGGGAUUUCUGGCUCUUUUCUCUUCGCCUUAAAUUCGGUGAGGCGCAGACCUCGCUCAUCUUGGGCCGACGUUGUGGCUCCUCGUCGCUGAGCAGAGGGUGAAGGAGGCGGCAGGCCCUGUGCGGCCCAGCUUGGAUGGGCCCGGGCGGAGGCCGCCGCAUGAGGCCGGACGGGAUCCAGGGCCUGGAUUCGGGGAUCGGGGCCGCCGCCUCAGCGGGGAGGCCGAGGGACGGCUGCCCGGACCGGAACGAGGGUCCUGUGUGUGCCCCGCGGAGGCAGAGGCGGUGGGCGAGGCAGACCCCCCCUCCGGCCCUGCCCGGCCUGGGGUGUCUUUUAUGAAUAAUCAAAAGCAGCAAAAGCCAACGCUAUCAGGCCAGCGUUUUAAAACCAGAAAAAGAGAUGAAAAAGAGAGGUUUGACCCUACUCAGUUUCAAGACUGUAUUAUUCAAGGCUUAACUGAAACUGGUACUGAUUUGGAAGCAGUAGCAAAGUUUCUUGAUGCUUCUGGAGCAAAACUUGAUUACCGCCGAUAUGCAGAAACACUCUUUGACAUUCUGGUGGCCGGCGGAAUGCUGGCCCCAGGUGGUACACUGGCAGACGACAUGAUGCGGACAGAUGUCUGUGUGUUUGCAGCACAAGAAGACCUAGAGACCAUGCAAGCAUUUGCUCAGGUUUUUAACAAGUUAAUCAGGCGCUACAAAUACCUGGAGAAAGGUUUUGAAGAUGAAGUGAAAAAGCUGCUGCUGUUCUUAAAGGGUUUUUCAGAGUCGGAGAGGAACAAGCUGGCUAUGUUGACUGGUGUUCUUCUGGCUAAUGGAACACUUAAUGCAUCCAUUCUUAAUAGCCUUUAUAAUGAGAACUUGGUUAAAGAAGGGGUUUCAGCAGCUUUUGCUGUAAAGCUCUUUAAAUCAUGGAUAAAUGAAAAAGAUAUCAAUGCAGUAGCUGCAAGUCUUCGGAAAGUGAGCAUGGAUAACAGACUGAUGGAACUUUUUCCUGCCAAUAAACAAAGCGUUGAACACUUCACGAAGUAUUUUACUGAGGCAGGCUUGAAAGAACUUUCGGAAUAUGUUCGGAAUCAGCAAACCAUAGGAGCUCGUAAGGAACUCCAGAAAGAACUUCAAGAACAGAUGUCCCGUGGUGAUCCAUUUAAGGAUAUAAUUUUGUAUGUCAAGGAGGAGAUGAAAAAAAACAACAUCCCAGAACCCGUUGUCAUCGGAAUUGUGUGGUCCAGUGUAAUGAGCACUGUGGAAUGGAACAAAAAAGAGGAGCUUGUAGCAGAGCAAGCCAUUAAGCACUUGAAGCAAUACAGCCCUCUACUUGCUGCCUUUACAACUCAAGGUCAGUCUGAGCUGACUCUGUUACUGAAGAUUCAAGAGUAUUGCUAUGACAACAUUCAUUUCAUGAAAGCCUUCCAGAAAAUAGUGGUGCUUUUUUAUAAAGCUGAAGUCCUGAGUGAAGAACCCAUUCUGAAGUGGUAUAAAGAUGCACAUGUCGCAAAGGGGAAAAGUGUCUUCCUUGAGCAAAUGAAAAAGUUUGUAGAGUGGCUCAAAAAUGCUGAAGAAGAAUCUGAGUCUGAAGCUGAAGAAGGUGACUGAAUUUUGAAACCACACCCUCAGUAAAGCAAACAGGAGUUGUAGAUAAAAUGUCAUGUCUCAUGUGUCCUGGUUCUUACAUCUUCCUACCUCCCUAUAUCAAGCAUGAUAUAAGGGCUUUCAUGGCAAAUUUUAUUUUAACUGUUUCUAUGGUUACUGGAAAUGUUGGAUUUAGUUUCUAAAACCAUGUUUUAAGUAGCUACAGGAGCUAUAGAUUUGAAUCUAAUGUUGCAUUAGUCUUUUCAGUUAUCUUCUACCUCCUGUAUUUUCUACUGAUAAUAAUGUAAUUUAAGGACUUCCACAAUGAACAGUUCACUUUAUUCCCUGGGUUUUCUAUAUGAACAGUUUUCAAGAUAUGAUUUGGUUAAAAAUAAUUUGUUAUAAAAAUUCUGUUUGCAAAUUAAACUGUAAAAGUAUCCAAAAGUCUCAGAAGGCAGUGAUUUGUGUGAUAAUUUGGUAUGCCCGAAGCCCUGCUUAUCAAUGAAAAUCUCAUAUACAGUUGAAUUCAUUACCAUGAAUCUUGAGUAUUUGGACCAUUGCUUGCAUGUUAAUAUUUUCUCGCGUUUUUAAUCCUAGAUGUACUUGAGCUCAAUUGUCUGCUCUCUGAUUUUCUUUCCUUAAAAUGGAGAACAAACUUGAAAGUGAAGUCUUGAGGGAAUUGUAUGUGGCAUAGGUGGUGGGAAAAAAAAGUUGAGCUUUUUCCCAUUGAGAAACUUCUGCAUUCAGUUUAUAUCUUUACAGACAAAAUAAAUGAGUAUUUUGGAGUUCCCAUCGUGGCUCAUCAGAAAUGAAUCUGACUAGCAUCCAUGAGGAUGCAGGUUCAAUCUCCGGCCUCACUCAGUGGUGUAUUAAGGAUCUGGCAUUGCCACGAGCUGUGGUGUAGGUCGCAGAUGUGGCUCGGAUCUGGUGUUGCUGUGGCUGUGGUGUAGGCUGGCAGCUACAGCUCCUAUUAGACCGCUAGCCGGGGAACCUCCAAAUGCCUCGGGUGUGGCCCUAAAAAGACAAAAGACAAAAAAAACAACAACAAAAAAAGAGGUCCUUUUUCAUUCAAUCAUUUUCAAAUAUGUCUUAGAAAAGUCGCAUCAUAUUAAGUAUUUUACACUUCUCACGCACUUAGAUUGGUAAGAAAGGACUCAUAGUGCAGGUAAAGUAAAUGUACUAAACCCAGAAAAUUGUUGAAAGAAAAGUGGUGGACAUGUUCUAUUUGAAACGCUAAAUAUAGCUCCUAUUUCCUCUUGGCUUAAAAUAAUGCAAAGAAGUGCAGUGAUAAUGUAUUCUUACUUGAUCAUACUGGACCAGCUUCAUUCUCUUCACAGAUUCACUUAUGACUCAAGCAUCUGACUAUUAACUUUGUUGCCAGUUUUUAAAAGUUGCCAGAAGCCAAAUCUCUCUUCUGUACAGUUGAUCGAUUUAUUUUAAUGGCUGCCUUUGAAUUUCCGUCUUUCUUUUCUUGUUGGUUCUCAUCUAUAUAUGUAGUCAUUAGAAAAGAAAGUGUGGCCACGCUUUUUGGUGGAAAGACUUAGUUUUAAAUGUGAACGUUUUGAAAAUUUUUUUGAUUGGUGAAAGAAAUGAAACUGGAAUAAUGCAACUAGAGACUAAUUGAUAUUGCCCCUAUCAAAGGUGCCAUUCUUAUGAGCCAAGAAUUUGGUGUUUAAAAGUUCAUCUUGAGGAAAUAACAUGUAAUAAAGUUUGAAGUAAAGAUACAAUAACCUUAUGAAGAAGAGCAUUAUAACUGAUCAUAUUGUGAAUGGACUGAAAUUGUUAAAUGAAUAACUUGAUAAAGCUCUCAUGCACAGGCAAAAUGUAUUCAGUUGGUUUCUACAUAGUGAUCUGCUUUUACUUUGUAAUUUGUAGUCCUCAAAAGGCUUUUUUUUUUUUUUAAAUAAAGUCCAUCCUUACGCUUAGGUUUAUGUAGGUCAGUCCUUUUUAAUUUUUUAUUUUUUUGUAAAUUCCAUAUUAACACCUAGUGGUAAUUGUAUAUUCUGUGUUCCUAUGUCUCUACUGUGUAAGCAUUAAAUAAUUGUUCUUUUCGUCCUUAAUGACUCUCAAACUGGAAACACCUACAUGGAAUUCUGAUGUAGCGGCAACCACAUGAACAUUUCUACAACCAAAUCAUCGCAUGUUACUGCAGUACAGUGUACCCUGUUUAUUAUAUACUGUGUAUAGUGAAAGAGUGUGUAGUCUUCCAGAACUACAUUAUGAUCUUUGAUGAUAGAGUUUUUACCUUCAUAAUGACAAAGCAGUGUUUAACUUACUACAAUAUUAUAUAAUAUGGAUAAGUCACCUGUGACAGUAUAGUGUAAAGAAAGGGAAUGCUUUCUAAAAAGACUUAGCAGAUUUUCAUUUUGAAUUUUAAGUGGCGAUUUUAAAAUUCAGCUGCCAGUGCCAACCUCUGGCCUCAGAUAUGUAAUUCUUAAUAUAGAUGUUAAAAUUGUACUUGUAAUUAUGAUCAGAUAAAUGUUAAUUGAUUUUCCUAACUUGGUGUCGGUUUCUAAGGAUAAGUCUCCUUUUAGAUGCCAUAAUUAAAUAUGUGUUUAGAGCUGAUCAUAAGUUUCUUAAUUAUUCUGGGAGCAUUGUCCUAAAGACAUUUUUUAUUAUGUUCUUAAUGAAAUUGCCAAAUGCCAACAGGAUAUUCUGACAGCGUAAUAAUGGUGGGGAGAAGAAAUGCAUGUGACUGAGAGAUUUACUUCUGAUUCAGUGUUUCUUAGAUCUUUUCUCAUCAACCUGACCCUUGAAACCUUUAAAACUUUUUUUUAAAAAUAGCGCCCCAAUAAAUUUUAAUAUCAUAGAUAUGCUG